AUGUUAAAGCACCAAUUGAGACUCAUUAGUGGCUACAGGAGGAAUCACACCGCCCCGUCAUUCGUAGACGGCGUCAGGCAGAGAUUCGACUUCCGCGAAACUACGCUGUGCAUUAACAACUUGUUUCAUUUGGAUACAUCGACCAAGGUCAUUUUGAAUGGAUGGAUUGACAAGAAGCCCAAGAAGAUCGGCAAAAAUUUGAUUUUUGGAACACUGAGAGAUACCAAGGGCGACCUAAUCCAGCUAGUCGACUCGGAUGCGCUAUUAAAAAGUUCGAAUGUCGAAGAUGUCGUCCAGAUCGAAGGCUCUUUACGUUUGAAAAAGAGUAAAGAAGAUUCUUCCAAUCGUCAGCUUGAAAUCCAGCUCUCCAGCUUGCGGACAUUAAACAGUGCUGGCAAGAAACCUUCGCAAUCCCUGGACUUCAAAAUGCAAGGCAACUAUCCUCCUGACUUGAGAUAUCUCCAACUUCGACAUCCCAAAUACCAAGGCUUUCUCAGAAAGAGACACGAAAUUGUACGAGAUGUGAGGGAGCUUUUGAAUUCGUUUAGUUUCACUGAAAUAGAAACUCCGAUACUAUUCAAAUCCACCCCGGAGGGAGCUAGAGAGUUUUUAGUGCCUACAAGAACUGUACAAAAUGAAAAGCCUGCAUUCUACGCACUGCCACAAAGUCCUCAACAGUAUAAGCAACUUUUGAUGGCGAGCGGUGUACAGCGCUACUACCAGAUAGCGCGAUGCUUUCGUGAUGAAGACCUCAGAAGUGAUAGACAGCCAGAAUUUACGCAGGUCGACCUUGAAAUGGCAUUUGCAUCGGCCAAGCAAGUGAUGGAUGUUGUGGAAAGCAUUGUUACUAACUCUUGGGACAAGCAUUCUUCCAGCGGGCCACUACGUACUCUGGGUCCCGGCAAUAAGAUUGUGCAAUUGACGGACGCACAAAGGAUUACCAAGAUUACAUAUGCAGAGGCUAUGACGCUUUAUGGAAUUGACAAACCCGACUUGAGGUUUCCAGCUUUGAAAAUCAUUGAUAUGUCUGAGUUCAAAGCGUAUGGGACCGAAGACAAGGACUUUCCAGUGUUCGAGAUAAUGGUUCUACGUAAUGCUUUCAAGGACAGAAAUGACUAUGAUGAAAACUGGCGUUCACUCUCUGACGAAAAUCAGUACAAGUUUAGGGCGCCAAUUGUGGUGCCUAUUGACAGCAAGGCGAUGGAAACUAAAUGGUUUGAAAAGUAUAUGGGUGUUGCCAAUUUCGAGAACCCGACGUUGAUGAAUCGCUAUUUGAAUUUGAAAGAGGGAGAUAUAAUAUGUGGUGCGACUAGAGAAUCGACCCGAACACUCUUUGAAAACCCCACCCCGCUGGGUCGUCUAAGACAAUUGGUAACCCAGAACAAGCGUGGUCUCGAGCUAUACAAAGAAAACCACAGUGAUGUCGGAGUGUGGGUUGUUGACUUUCCUCUUUUUUCACCAGUGGAGAAAGAAUUGGUAACCGCUGGUAAAAAGCAUCGUUUCCCGAGCUACAAAACGGGCGUGUACACUUCCACCCAUCACCCUUUCACCAUGGUCCAAUUGAAAGAUCUCCCAAAGUUACAUACGAAUCCACUCCAAUGCCUUGGACAACAUUAUGAUUUUGUUGUGAAUGGCACCGAGCUUGGUGGAGGGUCAGCUAGGAUACAUGAUCCGAAAUUACAGGAUUUCAUCUUCAAAUCUAUUUUGGGAAUUAAAGAGCCCGCGAAGCUCUUUGGGCAUCUCAUAUCCGCUUUUGAGAGUGGUACACCACCACACGCAGGGUUUGCUAUCGGUUUCGACCGCAUGUGUGCAAUGCUAUGUGGAACAGAGAAUAUCAGAGAUGUAAUCGCCUUUCCGAAGAGUGUGAGCGGAUCUGAUUUGGUGGUAGGAAGUCCGAGCAAUGUACCCGCGGAAGCGGUCAAGGAGUAUAACUUGAACUGGAAGCAUGCGGCUCCUCAAAGCUAG
Messenger RNA from Lachancea dasiensis, 1965 nucleotides. The record is from the annotation of a GenBank genome assembly. NCBI's taxonomy places the organism in Eukaryota, Fungi, Ascomycota, Saccharomycetes, Saccharomycetales, Saccharomycetaceae.